UCUGAGUCUAUCUGGAAUUGUGCGAGAACUGGAAGAUACUGAGACGCCAAAUCUAAUGUAAACAAGGAUUCGGAGGUGAAUUUGAUAGAUCACGAGUAAAUGAAGUUAUUUCCUUUUUGAGAUUUCACUUUUCGUUUUCUUGACGUUCAUUUCUGCCAUUAGUCUGCGUCCCCAGUGGCCAGAGCAAUAAUUACGCGGAACACGGUUCAUUGCUCAUUCAGAGUGAAGGACCAUAUCCUUACAUUUAGGCAUGCUAGGCUUUAGAGGUAUCCGAACUUGUCGCUGGAGCAGGUUGGCAAGUAUCAAACACUUUCCAAGGUUAUCAGGAUGUCGGAAUAUUCAGACACGAUGUCGAUGGGUACCAGUGUCAUCGACUUCUAUAUGGCCAGCACUCUGUGCAUCACCUCUCCAAAGAAUCCGUUCAUUAUCUUCUGCAGCAACUGCGCCUGCUCGACCAUCACCCCCGAAAUACAGCUAUGAUCUAGACGACUUACCUAUAACGAGUUUGGAUGAUAAACGGGUUGCGAUUGGGUGGGAUACAAGAACUUGGUCUAGGUUUCACCACAUAUGGCUACGAGAUCAUUGUCGCUGUCCAACCUGCUUACAUCCCAAGACCAUGCAACGGUUACUCAAUACAUUCGAAAUUCCUCCGGAUAUCAGGCCUAUCAUGGUAGAGAGUAGUCUUAAAGGUCUGAGGGUCGUUUGGCCAGCACAUGAGCACUCAGAGCACGGUGAACACGAGUCCGUGUAUUCUUGGGAGUGGUUGAAGGAGAAUUCAUAUGAUCCAACGAUUGAGCCAGAAGAUAAGGGGACGAAGAAAAUCCUAUGGAAUGCCCGAAUCUCACAGUCUCCUCCCACCAUUUCCUACAACGAUGUGUUGAAACUAGGCGAGGAAGGGGAACAAGCAUUAUACAAAUGGUUAACGAAUAUAGAUACAUUCGGGUUUUCCUUUAUAACUGACGUUCCCCCAAACGCUGCGUCUACCGAAUCUCUCGUCCGCAAGAUAUCCUUCAUCCGAGAGACGCACUAUGGCGGAUUUUGGGAAUUCACCUCGAAUUUGGCCAAGGGCGAUACGGCGUAUACGAAUAUCGCGUUGGGCGCGCAUACGGACAACACAUACUUUACAGACCCCUGCGGUCUUCAACUAUUCCACCUCCUUGAACAUUCAGCGUCAGAAUCGUCGUCGUCUACCACUUAUACUUCUACCACAUAUCCCAAUACAAAAUUCCCCAACUUAUAUGCGUCUUCAGCAUCUCCCACAUCCAAUGACACACAAAUUACCAGUAGUACAAAUAGCCCAAACGCUUCAUCUUCAUCUUCUGCUUUCACACCCUCUUCGUUAUCUUCCCCUGCUACUCAAGGCGCUGACGCUACCGUUUCGUCUUCUUCUUACCCUGCUUCGAGCGCUCCAAACUCAUCGCUCGGCGGUCAAACACUCCUCAUUGACGGAUUUUACGUGGCCUCCAUCCUGCGUUCUCUUUACCCCUCCGCUUAUCGUCUCUUAUCAGAGAUACGGAUACCCGCUCACGCAGCCGGCGAACGCGAUUCUGCAGGUAUCUUCUCUACAGGAGAAGGCUACACCGUCUUAUCCCAUAAUGCAUCUGGGGAGCUAAUACAAGUGAGGUGGAAUAACGACGACCGAUCAGUGUUAUCCUCCAUCUCCCCUUCCCUUGUCGAAGAAUUUUACACCGCCUUGCGGACUUUCCACUCCCUCUUGACCACGCCUGAUUCAGAAUUUCUCAUACAAUUAACUCCUGGCACUGCGGUGAUCGUGGAUAAUCAUAGAGUGUUGCAUGGUAGGACCGCAUUUGUGGGGAACAGGAGGAUGUGUGGGGCGUAUAUCGGAAAGGACGAGUGGAAGGCUAAGUUAAGAGGUCUGAGAGAGAAAUAUGAGGUUCGAAUUAAUGGGCAUUGAUAUAAAAGCUUAUAAGAGUGGUUUUGUCGCGACCCUACGAUAAAACAACCAUAAUGUUCUGCCUUUCACAUCAACAAAAAUAUUAGCAGCACGAAGGUUACCGUGAACAAAUCCUUCUCCAAAGCAAGGUCUCAUUUUUGCAACGACCACAGCUUGAACCUUCCCUUGUUCCUCACUCCCUUUAUACUAUCUGUUUCCACAUAACCUUUUGGAAUC
Lentinula edodes (shiitake mushroom) is the source of this 2131-nucleotide messenger RNA. RefSeq lists its product as uncharacterized. Gene Ontology annotation, molecular function: oxidoreductase activity. Gene Ontology annotation, biological process: carnitine biosynthetic process. The record is from RefSeq and is a predicted model, not a curated record. The coding region runs from base 251 to 1915 and encodes 554 amino acids. NCBI's taxonomy places the organism in Eukaryota, Fungi, Basidiomycota, Agaricomycetes, Agaricales, Omphalotaceae. The transcript has 5 exons. Gene Ontology annotation, cellular component: mitochondrion.